AUGGAUAAAAGUCAAAAUAAAUUAAACAUUUCAAUGAAUAUAAAUGUAAAUAUUUCAAUGAAUAUAAAUGUAAAUUAUGUAUUAACAUGUUUAUUUAUUUUAAUUGCAAUAAUUGGUAUAUUGGGUAAUUUAUUAGUAAUAAUAUCAGUUCAAGUUGAUUAUAAUAUGAGACGAUCAUUAACAAAUCGUCUUAUUGUUCAUGUUGCUUGUUGUGAUUUAAUAAUAUUAUUAUUUAAUAUUCCUGAUAUAAUUCAAUUUGUUUCAUCAACAAAUGGAAAUUGGAUAUUAAAUGAAUUAUGUUGUAAAUUAAUUCGUUCAAUUCUUGUUUUAGCUCAAUAUGCAUCUGUAUUAACAAUGUGUGCUGUUACUAUUGAAAGAUUUAUUGGUAUUGUUUAUCCACUUCGUUCGAAAUUUUUACAUGAAAAAAAACAUUUUACUCAAAUAACAUUUUUUGUUUGGGUUUUUUCAUUAUUAUGUGUAUCACCAAAUAUUAUUUAUUUACGUGUUAUAACAAUAUCUUCAUCACGUCGUUCUUGUCUUCUUCAAUAUUCUACAGAAAAUAUUUUAUUACAUCAAAUUCAAUAUAUUAUUCAUAAAUCAAUUGAAUCGACUAUUUUCUAUUUUAUUCCACUUUUAUUACAAUUAUAUUGUUAUAUCAGAAUAGUUAAUCAAUUAUCUAAUGUUGAUCAUACACUUCAUCAUUCUUUUCAUUUAACUAAAAAACAUAAUAUUCAACGAAAUGAUAUUUAUUAUGAAGAUGAUUAUAUUGACAAUUAUGGAAAUAUCGAUAGUAAAACAACGAUAGACAAUUCAUUUGUAAAUUCAUUAAAUGAUCGUCAUAAUAAUAAUUGUCGACAAAGUCGUCCUCUAUCUCUAAAAAAUGUUCCUGUAUAUAAUAAUUCUUCAUUAUCAAGUAUAAAACAUCGUCAAGAAACAAAUGAUUAUUAUAAAUCGAAUGUAACUUAUAAAGCAUUAAAAUCUCGUCGAAGUGUUAUUAAAAUGUUGGGUGUUGUUGUUCUUAUUUAUUUUAUAUCAUUUAGUCCUCAAGUACUUGUUUUUAUUUUAUUUGAUACAAAUGCAAUUCGACCUGCUCCACAAUUUAUUCAAACACCUUAUUUUAUUGCUUUUACAAUGCUUUUAGUAACAAUUAGUUCAGCAUCAAAUCCAAUUGUUUAUGCUAUUUUUUGUUCGAAAUUUCGGCAAAGUUUUGCAAAAAUUUUUCGAAGAUUAUUUUUUUGUCAUUGA
This is a messenger RNA of Rotaria sordida, 1245 nucleotides long. Lineage: Eukaryota; Metazoa; Rotifera; Eurotatoria; Philodinida; Philodinidae. The record is from the annotation of a GenBank genome assembly.